Hydra vulgaris (swiftwater hydra) is the source of this 2915-nucleotide messenger RNA. Its product is annotated as cilia- and flagella-associated protein 69. Gene Ontology annotation, cellular component: sperm midpiece; non-motile cilium. Gene Ontology annotation, biological process: positive regulation of flagellated sperm motility. The record is from RefSeq and is a predicted model, not a curated record. NCBI's taxonomy places the organism in Eukaryota, Metazoa, Cnidaria, Hydrozoa, Anthoathecata, Hydridae.
AAAUAUAUGUUGUGAUAUUUUAUUUAAAUAUUUAUUUGUUAAAAAGAUUGCGAAAUUGCAAGAUAAUGUGAUUGUGAAUUAGAAUCCAAAAUGGAGAAUAAAAAUCAGAUGAACACAAAGUUGAUCAAAAUUUUUAAUUUACUAACAGAUAAACAUUCUAGAUAUCUAGUUGAUCGUCAUACAUAUUUAGUUAACAAGUUUGUCAUCAACUCAAAGGGAAUUCAUUUAGUAGAUUUUCAGCUAUUCACUGAUAUUUUCUGGAAAUGUCAGGAAUUAAUAGAAGUUAAUAAUUACUACGAAGUUAUUGUUUGCAUGUUAUGUGAUGUUUUAAAAAAGCCUUUGCUAAAGCAGAAAGUGUCAGAUGAAGAAAAAUUUGCAAAAGAAACAGCUGAGUGUUUAAACACUUUAGGAGAAAUAGCAGAGCUCUCUUCUGACCUAAUAAAAUCUUCCAUUUCAAAGGCGAUUGCUUAUAUGUAUGUAGCAUCAUCUGAAUUUGAUACAUCAGGAGAUCUUGAUGUUGUUUCUUCAAAUUUUGUCAAAUCAGCAAUUUCUUUGAGCACUGUUUGUACAUCUAUAGUUAAGUGUUUAGGAAAAGUUUCACAUAUUGAAACAAGUUAUGACAUCAUUUUAUCUCUUUUCAAACUUUCUGAUUCAUCUCAAAACUGUGAUGGUAUGAUAAAAGCUGAUAUGGGAAAUCUACUUUGCAAAAUUUUGUUUGAUAUGAAUUUAAACAACAGAUCUGCAUUUGUUGAGAUUGGAUUUCUCUGGAAUCUCUUUGAAAAUGGAAAUCAAGAAGAAGUAACCAAACAAGUUUGCACUGACUUUGGUCUAAGUGUAAUCCACCAAGUUUUUACUUAUCAAGUUUCCCAUUGCAUCAGUAAUUCAGAUAAACAAUUGCGAAAUGAUAUUCUUAUUGUUAUUUUAUACGCUGCUUCUGCUUCGUCUGCUUCUCAAAUUUUAAAUUCUCAACUACUGAAAACAAUUUCUAUUUUGGUUUCUUAUCCUGAAAUUGAAAGUCGCUUAGAUCUUGUACAAAACAUUAAAAUUGUUUCAUCCCAAGAAGAUUUUGAGUUCAAAAAGCAACUAAUAAUAUCACUUGUCUUGUUCUGCAAAGAUAAAGCAUGUGCCAAAAUCUUAUCUGAUUAUCAUGUGAUGGCUGCACUUUUUACAUAUGCAAAACCAAUUAUCUUACCACUUGAUAGCAUUUGGUCAAUUACUGAGUUCGAAGAAAUACAAUUGCAAGCAAUGGCAGUACUUGCUUCACUUGUUCCUUAUUCUAUAGAAGAAUACAUAAGUUUGCAAGGAAAUACAAGGCUUUUAUUGUUUCUUGAAUGGUGUGUCAGUUCAGCUGAGUAUAAUAGUCACGGAAACUGUUUUUAUGGAAAGGGAGGACGAGGGGGAAAGAAAGCUCAGAUGAGGUUUUGCAUAAGACUGUUAAGAAGUGUGUGUUCAACUGAAAACAAGAUUGUAUUACAAGAUUUAUUUGACCAAGGUGCUAUCAUCCAAAUUUCUGAAAUUCUACAACGCUGCUGUGCAGGUCAAAAAGAUGAGCUUGAUGUUGAAAUGGAAAGUGACAUGUUGUUUAUUCUUUCUAUCUUGACUCAAGAUGACAACCAUAAAAAAGAACUUUUUGGUGUAUCCGGAGUGAAGACAUUGCUAAUGUAUUUGAAAUGUUAUUUGAAUAACUCAAACAAUGUUUUAAAUUUUAGUAAACUUGCAUUGACAACUUUAGACUGCAUUCGAACAUGUGUAAUUGGUUGCGGAAUAAAUGAAAUUGCCUUCUUAGAAAAUGAAGGUGCUUUUGUGUUGUUAGAUAUUUUACAGAAGUGUUCUUUUCUUAUAAAGACUGCUGCUCUUGGAAUUCUUUUGGAUUUGAGUGAAAAUAGAAGGACUUUAGAUCAUUUAAAGUUGUGGCGAGGAAAGAAAGAGAGCACAAUGGGAAAUCUCCUUCUUCAUUUUUGGAUAGCUGAAGAGCAGAGGUUGGGUGUUCUGAGAAGUAAGCAUGGACUUAUUGAUGAUUUAAAAAAGCCAAUAAUGACAAAACUUCAACGUGUUGCUUCACUUGUCAACAUACCUCAAGUCAGCUCUUCAAUAUUUGAUGUUACUGACAACAUACGAGCUAAAAUAUACAGUUUAUUUACUAGAAUUGAUUUUAAAGUUAGUAACUUAAACACACAAGAAGCAAUUGCUCUGUCAAUUAUAAAAAGAUAUUUGGAUUUUAAGGCAUUAGAGAUAUGGCAAGAAAUUCAAACUGAAUUAGAGGUGGAAAAUGUCAAACUUGUGGAAUCAGAUAAAAAAUGUCUUGAUAUCAUUAUUGCAAAACUGGAAAACAAAGUACAACUAGUUGCAAAUAAUCAGAAGAAGAUUUUACAAAAGUGUUUGGAAGAGGAAAUAAACGAGGAAUGUGACUAUUUUCAAAAGUUUAAAGACAGUCAAAAGCAAAAAGAGAAAUCCUGUAUUGAUUUUAUCAGCUUUGUUGAAAGAACAUCUGAUUACAAUUGUCUUCAGAGAGCCCGGAUGAAGCAAUUGGAUUUAAUAGAAAAAUCAAGACUUAAAUCUAGACACUCUCUUCAACAAAGUGGUAUAAAAGACUGUUAUUUAGAGUAUGUGACCAAGCACACUACUGUAGAUAAAAAGUUGACGACCACGACCUUUAGCGGACGUCACGUGAUUGUCCAUAGUACAAAUUUGGACCCAAGUCUUAAACCGAGUUUGGAUAUGAAGCAUCAACCAAUCAAACUUCCUGAACUCAUGAAUUAAUGUGAAACCUAUCAAUAAAAGUCAAUAGAUAUCAUUAUAUGUCAAUAUCAUCAAGUUUUUAUAUUACUGUAAAUAAAAUUGAAACUGCGAUAUAUUUUUUUAUUGCUAAUUUAUUUUUAAAUUGUUAGAAGACCAUUUGUAUUAAAAAAAACAAU